AUGAUUCUUGGGAUAACACUGACCUUCAUCGUUUCGAGGCUCAUUCUUUAUGGACUGAUUUUCGUUGCACCAACAGGUCAGUUUGAUACUUCGACGGAACUUACACUGAAGAAAUUACAGGCAUUGGGGACUGACGAUUAUUGGAAUGUCCACCUAUGGAAUAAGCUUUUGUCUUGGGAUGCAGUUUUCUUCCUGAAGGGAAUGACAUCCAAAGGCAAGAUUCCGAGGUUUGAACAUGAACUUGCAUUCUCAACUCUAUGGUCGAGUAUGGUUAAAUAUUUCGCCAAAACAGACGACGUCUAUCAGACGUUAAAGGUUGCUGUUUUGUUGGAGAAUAUAUUGUUUUAUUCAUCGAGUGUUGUACUAUACUAUUUAACGAGGGCGAUCUUUUCAGAGAACAACAAGAAACAAUACUAUGGCAAAAGGUUGGCCAAAAUCUCAACUAAUUUGUUCAUUUUUACCAGCGCCUCAGGAUUCUUGACAGGAAUAUACUCCGAGCCGCUAUCCUUUGCGUUGACAUUUGUUGGUAUUUUGCUUCAUGAGAAAUCUACUAGCACCACUAUUCCAAAUGGUAUUGAUUGUAACUGGUCCCGAUGGCCCUUUUAUUUCUUAUCGGCUAUUUUCUUUGCUGUUGCCACAAUAAACAGAGCAAAUUGUGUUCUCUUGGGCAUAUAUUACAUUGUCGAUCUACUGCAACUGGUUUCGCACCGAAGGAUGUUAAAAGCCUUGUUUUUUCCUCUUCUUGCUGGGACCACAAUGCUGAUUGUCUGUCUUUAUCAGCACUACUCGUUACCAUAUCAGGCUUUUUGCCCACAAAGAGGUGAAUGGUGCACAACUCAGAUGUUCGACGGAUUACCCUUUACUAAGACGAACUUUUACGGCUUUAUACAAAGUCGCUAUUGGAAUUGUGGCUUCUUGAGAUAUUGGACACUCAACAAUAUUCCGAAUUUCCUAAUAGCCAUGCCGAAUUUUGUCGUAAUGUUCUAUUCGACUAUUUACUUUACGAGGAUCUAUCCCUCUUUUAGAGUGAGGCCACUUGUCUUUGUCACACAAGCGUUUUUGAUCAUGAUAGCCCUUUUUGCUCAUGUUCAAAUCAUCAACAGAGUGUCCUCGUUCAUACCGUUGCAUCUUUGGUACCUAGCGGAUAGACUGCUAAGAAACUCGUUUCGUGAGCAGCAUCCAGUUGGCGACGAUAAAAUAGUCAAAGGGUAUAUUUAUUGGCUCGCAUUUUGGAUACCGAUACAAACUGUGCUCUUUGCAUGCUUCCUGCCUCCAGCGUAA
Molecule: messenger RNA, 1281 nt
Organism: Torulaspora globosa
Lineage: Eukaryota; Fungi; Ascomycota; Saccharomycetes; Saccharomycetales; Saccharomycetaceae
Gene: GPI18
Product: GPI-anchor transamidase GPI18
Exons: 1
Coding region: 1-1281 (426 amino acids)
Biological process (GO): GPI anchor biosynthetic process
Cellular component (GO): mannosyltransferase complex; endoplasmic reticulum membrane
Molecular function (GO): alpha-1,6-mannosyltransferase activity; GPI mannosyltransferase activity
Source: RefSeq, a predicted model, not a curated record